UCCUGAUUGGCUGAAAGCUCUCCUGGUAACCGACCAACACGCGCGACGUGAAGUAAAUAAUAAAAGAAAGAGCUGGCCGUUUCCUGACGCUAAGGGACGAAGCCUCGCUUCAUACGUGCUGUAAGUAGUCCUGCGAAGCGUUAACGGCGCGUUUUGUGCGCUUUCACCAACAUUUAAGCGAGUUUCGCCCUGUUGUUUGCUAGCUUUAGCGCUAGCUGCUCGCUGCCGUUGGCUCCUGGCUGGACCUCCGCUGCCUUAGCAGCUUCAUCAACCAGCACCGGAAGUCCAUUCACCAGCUCUGGUUCAGCUGUAAACAAACCAGAAUGUGCAGUUUUGAGGACAAAAUGCGUUAUGACGGCGCAUAAACGCGUUUGGUCGUGGCUGAGCAGAUGUGGUGAUGCUAGCCAGGCAGCUGCGCCAGCUGCGGCGUUUGCUCCGUUAAAACCCGGUUAACCUUGGAGGUGAUUCUGUGUCAUCCUGCAGGGAGAAGCCGCCACAGCAUCACAGCUCGAUGAUCUGUUCAGAAUGCGGGAUGCUAGAGGGCUGAGAGCAUCUGCAGCACGCCAUGGAUGACCAGGAGAGGAAGGCGUGCCGAGAGGAGGAGCUCGCCUCCGCCGUGGAUGAAACUCUGGAUGAAUAUUUAAUCGGCCUCCAGCAAAAGAACAGAAUCCUAAAGCGGCUCAGGGGGAAAGACCUGAGGGACGUUGAGUUGGAGCGGCUCGAGCAAGGCUUUUCUCUCUACUUUAAUGGAGCCAACGCUGAAUCGGGUCGGAGGAACGCCAAGAACUCCAGCAGCUCUCUGCCAGCCCGGAGGUCUGCAGACGUCUGCAGGAGCGCCCACCAGCUAACCGAGGACGGCCGACCCGUGGAAGCUCCGGCCGACAGGAAGAGGAGCCAGACCGCCCCGGAACGGGUCCGCAGGAAGGAGUGGGUGCAGGAACCUGUUAAGAUCCGGACGGAGGAUGGCCUGAGCGUGAAGCUGUCCCCGGAGAGACGCUACUCGGACGAUUUUGAGCCCUAUGAGAGCGUGGACAUGGAGAGCUCAGGUCUGCGCUCGCCACGUAGCCCCCGCCGCCAGAGAGACGCCUCCAAGGCCACGCGCUCCUUCAGCUCCAGGCCGGAGAGCCAGGGAGGCCAGGCCGACCAGGAGCACAGCGAGAAGGUGCUCCUCAGUCUGGAGGAGGUAAAGGUCCUGCGCCGCAGCCUGGAGGUCAGCAUGCGGCGGAGCAGCAGGGGCUCAGCGGGGGAGGAGUCAGACGAGGAAUGGAUAGAGGAGCACAUCGAGCGGGAGGAGAGCACGGAGAGUCUGGACGAGCUGGGGCUGCCCCUCCCCUCCUCCAAGUCCUCCACUAACCCGCGCAAAAACCAGCCCAGCCGCCAUUUGGACCCGGCAAAACUAAUCGUUCUGGACUUUGGACCGUCGCCUAAAGGUCGUAAGAUUGAACGUUCCCUGUCUGCCAGACGGAGAGAAAGCACCGACUCCUUCGUCGCCACCAAGCCGUUGUUGGUGAAGAGCAAAACUUUAGACAGGCCGCCGUCAGUGGACAGCUGGGUCGGUCCGAGGCCGAGGAGCCGGUCAGAGAGGCCUCUGUCGGCGGCCAGGAAGCCUUCAGACGAAGAACCCGACCCAGAAGAUGUUUUCUACGGCGUGCAGGAAGCUCUGCAGAGAGAAAACACGCCAGUGGAGAGAGCCGAGUUCUGCCGGCGCAGCACGGCCCAGCGGCACCAGACCAGCGGCCCGAAGCAGAAGAACCCAACGGACGAGGACAACGUCACGCUGGCCAUGCAGAGGAUAACCCUGAUGGGGCCCUGCCAACAGCAGAAGCUGCUGGAAGCCUUGGAGCAGCUGGAAGCAGAACCCGGCCACGGCGUUCCUCAGCGUGGGAAGGCGGACUGCAGCAGGCAGCCGAGAGUGCCGGCGUCAGCGGAGGUCACGCCCGUGUUGUACGUCACCAUGGAGAUCCUGUCCAACUGGGGCAACGCGCUGCAGGUCGGCCUCACCGAGCUGCAGUUCUUCUGCCUCAGAAACAGGAAGCUGUUCGUGUCGCCUCACGACAUCGACAUCAGGAACGCCGACUACCCGGGGAACCUGGCGGCGCUGGUCAACGGCAAGGUGAAGACCACCAAAGAGCGCCACAUGUGGACGUGUCCCUUCCACCCGCCCAUCCAGCUCUACUUCGUCAUCAGAAACUCGCAGCGCUCUCUGGACUUCGGCAUCUCUUCCAUCAAAGUCUGGAACUACAACCGCAGCCUGACCGACCUGGACGUGGGCGCGCGGCACAUCAAGCUGUAUGUGAACAGCUCUCUGGUGUUUGAGGGGGAGCUGCAGAAAGGCUGCGGUAACCAGGUCUUUGACUACAGCUCCACCAUCGACCUGAAGGCCUCCUGCCUCUCAGACUCCUUCUUCUCCGGCCCCGGCUCGUCGGGCCACAGUCUGCUGGGGGGCGGCGCCCUCCUCCAUGACCCCCGGAGGAGCGAGGAGGGCGGCGGCGCCCCGCGGCAGCACGCCCCGGCAGAGAGGACUAUGUUAGACAUGCAGGAGAAGCCACACAUGCCUCUGCCACCCAUCGCUCCUUCAGCUCGCCGGCCUCCAUCACAGAGGAGCUCCUUCGACCCGCCCGGCCCUGAGGACCCCCCCUCCCCCCAGCCCACGGAGCAGACGGUCACCACCCAGCCCUCCUCCUCCCGGGUCGCCCCCCAGUGGCUGCAGCCCCUCAGCAGAGGAGCUCCGGAGGGCUGCGAGGCCGGCAGAGAGAGGCCCAGGUGGCUGGUGCCUCAGCUCUCCGCCGAAACCGACCCCCCGGCCCCCCCGGCCUCCUCCAUGCUGCCGGAGCUGCCCUGCAACCCGGGCCGGGUGUGCCGGGGCGGGGAAAGGCCGAUGAACGGGGCGCAGUGGAAGGCCGACUCUUUGGACCUGAGCUGUGACCUCCUGGAGGAGCUGGAGGAGGCGAAGGCGGAGCGGCCCGUCAGCGGCCGCAGGAGCUCCUUCAGGAACGCCUCAGCCGGCUGCAGGAGGACGGAGGAGCAGCGCGCCGCAGACGAGCCGCUGUCUCUGGUCGGCUCCACCCGGAGGCUCGGCUCUCGCUCUCGGACCCACAGCCAGCAGGACGACACUCUCAGGGAGUCCUGGGAUUCCCUCACCAAGUUCAACCAGUGUCAGCGCGGACGCAUCUCCAACAUGGGCUUUGAAGGGGACAUCUUUGACGAGUUCCUUCAGCGCCAGGGCCGUGGCCCCCCCGCACUCCCCCCGCACCCCGCCGCUGCUCCCAGAACCCCUCAGGCUGUGAUGAGCGAAGCCCCGGACGACGACGCCUGCAUGGAGCAGGACGAGGAGUUUGAGAUCCCGGUGCUGCCGCAGGGCCAGAGGCUGGUGAUCAACAUCCUGUCCACCUGGGGAGACCGCCACUACGUGGGGCUCAACGGCGUGGAGGUGUUCAGCUCCAGCGGCGAGCCGCUCCGCCCGGCGCACAUCCGCGCCGAGCCGCCGGACAUCAACGUCCUGCCGGCGUACGGCAAAGACCCGCGCGUGGUCACCAACCUGAUCGACGGCGUCAACCGCACCCAGGACGACAUGCACCUGUGGCUGGCGCCGUUCAGCCCCGGCCGCACACACGCCGUCUUCCUGGACUUCGCCGCCGCCCAUCAGAUCGCCAUGAUCCGCGUGUGGAACUACAACAAGUCACGCAUUCACUCGUUCCGCGGAGCGAGGGAGGUGGAGAUGCUUCUGGACGGGAGGUGCAUCUUCAGGGGGGAAAUCGCCAAGGCGUCUGGAACCCUUUCUGGAGGACUGGAUCAGUUCGGGGACACGAUCCUUUUCACCACGGACGACGACAUCCUGGAGGCGAUGUCUCGCUACGACGAGACCUUCCUCAGUGAAGACGAGGGUCCGGAGAUGUUGGUGUAUGAAGAGGAGCUGCAGAGACCCCGCACCGCCGAUGGAGAGGGUGAAGAAAGGCCGUUCACCCAGGCUGGCUUCAGGGAGGAAGACCUCGCUCUGAAGCUUCAGCUCAACGCUGCUGUAAACCAACCAGAGGAGAAUAUGCAACAUAUUCCUGGCAUGUACACUGGAAAGUGCCUUAGGCUGGAGAUGACGAUGACCUGGGGCGACGCCCAUUACCUGGGCCUGACGGGCCUGGAGGUGGUGGGGCGGGACGGCGACAGCCUCCCUCUGGACCUCGCCAUGGUGGCGGCGUCACCGCGCGACCUCAACGACCUGCCGGAGUACGGACACGACUCGCGCACGCUGGAUAAACUCAUCGAUGGCCACAACAUCACCACGGACGACUGGCACAUGUGGCUCAUACCCUUCUCCUAUGGAGAACCGCACAUCGUGAACAUCACCUUCAACAAGCUCCAGACCAUCGCUGGGCUCCGCGUCUGGAACUACAACAAGUCGCCUGAGGACUCCUACCGAGGGGUGAAAGUCCUCCACUUGUUCUUGGACGAUGUUGCCAUCUCCCCGGCGGAGGGGUUCCUGGUCCGGAAAGGACCGGGUAACUGUCACUUUGACUUUGCCCAGGAGAUCCUCUUUGUGGACUACCUGCAGCCUCCCACUGAUCCCUGGAGCAACGACAACUCCCAGAGCUCUAAGAGGCAGGAGCAGGCCAGCAUGGACUAUGAAGCUCCCAUCAUGCCUUGCGGGUUCAUCUUCCAGCUGCAGCUGCUGACCACCUGGGGAGACCCGUACUACGUGGGUCUGAACGGCCUGGAGUUCUACGACCAGAACCACCACAAGAUCCGUCUCACUGACAACAACAUCGCGGCGUUCCCGGACAGCGUGAACGUACUGGACAACGUGAGCGGCGACGUUCGGACGCCGGACAAACUGAUCGACGGCGUGAACAGCACGCACGACGGCAGACACAUGUGGCUGGCGCCGGUUCUGCCCGGAACGGUGAACCGCGUGUACGUGGUGUUUGAUCGGCCGGCGACCGUGUCCAUGAUCAAGCUGUGGAACUACUCUAAGACUCCCCACAGGGGGGUCAAGGAGUUUGGGCUGCUGGUGGACGACCUCCUGGUGUAUAACGGCAUCUUGGAGUGCGUGAGCCACGCCGCCACGGGCAUCCUGCCCACCUGUGACCCGGUGGUGCCGUACCACACCAUCCUGUUCACGGACGAUGUCUACGUCACGCACCGGGAGAGGAGCACCGUCAUCAGCCCCCGUGGCAGUGGACAAAACCAACAUAAUUAUGUGGAGGAUCAAGACGUGAAGUUGACCAAUGAGAAUCAGAUCGUUCAUCACAGCAAGAAGAAGCCGACAGCGGAUCCAGCUCUGCGGCCCAAAACCUGCAUGACUGAUGGCGGCAAACACGGAAAGAGGAGAUACUGACAACAAACGUGGAUUUUUGUUUUAUUUGUUCUGCGCGAGGACUUCUUGACGACGACGUUCCUCCGAACUUUGGUGAGCAACUCCUGAAAAGCUAAAAAAAAAA
Molecule: messenger RNA, 5432 nt
Organism: Fundulus heteroclitus (mummichog)
Lineage: Eukaryota; Metazoa; Chordata; Actinopteri; Cyprinodontiformes; Fundulidae
Gene: katnip
Product: katanin interacting protein
Exons: 28
Coding region: 566-5329 (1587 amino acids)
Source: RefSeq, a predicted model, not a curated record